AUGGGGAACACCGCGAGCGCCGACGACAAAACGAAGCGCAUUGCCACCAAGGACCUUCAGUGCCACACAUACGUCAAAACUUACAGAGAGGGCGAUGCAGAACUUCCUGAGGAUCCCGACUUCCCGAAGCGGCUCUUAGAUCAGACGCGUUCAUUCGACUUCUCUAAUCAAACUGGAAAUGGUCAUGGGACAUACAUAUUCUACCCGAACAAAGACAAGCCAAAGAUGUGGGUCGGGCAAUAUAAGUGUCUGAACCCUGAAGAUCUUCUUUGCAACCAAGGUUGCCCUAUGGAUGCUUCAGCAGCUGCACAGUGCGGUGAAGCCGCCACUGAAUGCAUAGAUCCUGCUGGCUGCGGCUUGAUGCAGUACUGCAUGCCCGUAAGCAACCGAGCCCUACCACGCACAGAUUUGGCUUUGGAUGUUACUGCUCCCAACCACAAGACUCUGAAGUCCGUUGAUGAGUAG
This is a messenger RNA of Eimeria maxima, 465 nucleotides long. RefSeq lists its product as hypothetical. NCBI's taxonomy places the organism in Eukaryota, Apicomplexa, Conoidasida, Eucoccidiorida, Eimeriidae. The record is from RefSeq and is a predicted model, not a curated record. Bases 1 to 465 code for a protein of 154 amino acids. The transcript has 3 exons.